ACUCAGCAGACUCAAUAACCACGAGGGUAACACUGUAAUUUAGGAGAGUUAGGUUCUCCUUCGUUAGUAAGCUAGAAGAAGCAGCACCUCACUCUUUUGUCUUCUCAUCUCCACACAGAGAGUCUUCUGUGGCUCCGCGUCUUUCAGGUUAUUGUUUAUGGUGGCUUGAGUUUGUGAUACUUGUAAGUUAUGGAGAAGAAAACAGCGAAGAAGAAGAACCCGUUGGUUUUUAUGGACAUUUGUAUUGAUGGCGAUCCUAAGGAGAGAAUGGUUUUUGAGCUUUUCUCGGAUAUUGCUCCCAAGACUGCAGAAAAUUUCCGUGCUCUUUGUACAGGGGAGAAAGGAAUUGGUCCCAAAUCUGACAGACCAUUGCACUACAAGGGAUCCUUUUUCCAUCGCAUCGUUAAAGGGUCCAUGGCUCAGGGUGGUGAUAUUCUGAAACGAGAUGGGACCUUUGGAGAGAGCAUAUAUGGGGACAAGUUUCCUGAUGAGUCUCCAAAGCUAAAACAUGAUGGGCCCGGUCUUCUAUCCAUGUCAAUUGCUGAUCGUGACACUUUAGGUUCUCAAUUUAUUGUUACCUUUAGGGCUAAUCAUCAUCUGGACAGGAAGUAUGUGGUCUUUGGGAAGCUUGUGCAAGGAGAUAAAGUACUAAAGAAAAUUGAAGAUGUGGGUGAUGAAGAAGGGAGACCCACUGUAACGGUGAAAAUAGUCAAUUGUGGUGAAUUCAUUGAGGACAAAAAGAAAGUAAAUAAACUGAAAACAGAAAAGCACCAGAAAUCUUCUAGAGACAGAAAGAAGAGGAGGAAGAGAAACCAUUUGUCUGAUUCAGAGAAUUCAUCUGAUUCUGAUAUGGAAUCAUCGGAAUCUGACAGUGAUUCUGACUCUAUGUCCUCAUCAUCUGAUAUUAGUUCUUCAAGUGAGGACAGACGUAGGAAGAGAAAGAGAACUUCUAAACGAGAUAAACAUAAACGUGGCAAAAAACGAGAUAAGCGACGUGACAAAAGGAGAAAGAGACAUGAUAAACGAUCCAAGCGUAGAUCAAGAAGAUCAUCAGAUAGUCUAACAGAUGCUGAAAGUGAGGGUGAAACCAGCUCUGAUGAUGAUGCUCAAGCAAAAGAGAGGAAGUGCAGGGGCCCUUCUCAGAAAACUGCUGAGGAUCAAUCUCCUAUGGUUUUGGAGGAAGAAGCUGCCUCCUUUCCUCGUAAAAGGAGACAGGAACCUGAUAUACUUGAAAAGGAAGAUGGUGAAUUCCCCAAGGAAAAUGGAUCACGACGAAGUGAUGGUAUUGAGGCAGAUGCUAAAUCUUUUGGAAGUGAAGAUAGGCAACCUGAUAUCAGAGAUGGUCACCCAGGAAAAUCUAGGAGCCAAAGUAUGAGUCCCAAGAGGACCACAGGUAAGGGUAUUAGUCCCAGGAGGAGCCUGAGCAAGAGCCCGAGUGUUAGUCCAAAGAGAAGCAGUAGCAGGAGUCACAGUGCUAGUAGAAGCCAUCCUCAUGUCUCCCAGAGGAGUAUCAGCAGAAGUCCUGUUAGAAGUGGAAGCAGCAGGAGCACAGCUAGAAGUUUCAGCAGAAGUCCUGUGAGGGCAAAGAAGGCUAGAAGCAUAAGCACUAGCCCAGUGAGAUCUCGGUCUCAAAGAAGCAUUAGCAGGAGCCCUGUGAGAUUACCACCUCGAAGAAGCAUAAGCAGGAGCCCUGUGAGAUCUCGGUCUCAAUCAUUGCAAAAAUCUAUCAGCGGAAGCCCUGUAAGAGAUUCUAGGAGCAUAAGCAGAAGCCCUGUUAGAUCUUCUCGGAGAAGCAUAAGCAGAAGCCCAGUUAGAUCUUCUCGGAGAAGUGUAAGCAGAAGCACUGUUCGAUCUUCUCGGAGAAGCAUUAGCAGAAGUCCAGUUAGAUCUUUGAGGAGAAGUAUUAGCAGAAGCCCUGUUAGAUCUUCCCGGAGAAGCAUCAGCAGAAGCCCUGUUAGAUCUUCUCGGAGAAGCAUCAGUAGAAGCCCUGGUAGGGCUCCUUCAAGGAGAAGCAUUAGCAGAAGCCCAGUUAGGGCACCAAGCAGGAAUAAUCGUCGCAGCUACUCAAGGAGCCCAAGCAUACGGAAGGCAAGGUCUCCUGAUCGAAGAAGUUUGUCAAGAAGUGUUUCCCCUAAUGGGUCUCCCAAGCGUAUCAGGAGGGGAAGGGGUUUCAGUCAACGAUAUGCUUAUGCUCGGAGAUACAGAACCCCCUCUCCAGAGCGUUCUCCCGUGAGAUCCUACCGUUAUAGCGGCCGUGAUAGAUUUACCAGUUACCGAAGGUAUUCUCCUAGGCGUUAUAGAAGUCCUCAAAGAGGAAGAACUCCACCAAGCAGAUACAGAGGGAGGAGAAGCAGGACACGUAGCCCAUCUGUAUCACGCAGCCCCCGCUAUCGCAACCGUCGUUAUAGCCGCAGCCCUGUUCGCAGUCGUUCCCCAGUUGACGUGUCCAAGUCACGUGUAUCUCCACGAGUUGAUAGGAGAAGGUCGCCGUCUCGUAGCUGUAGUCCAUCAAAAUCACGAUCCUCUCUGGACUCCCAGUCUCCCAAGCGACUCAGUAAAGACAGAUCAAGGUCAUCAUCUAGAAGCCCUGGUGGGAAGAAGGGCCUGGUGUCGUAUGAUGAUGGUUCUCCCGAUUCCAGCCAAAGGUGAAGUGGUUGAAGAUGUGAUGAUGAAAUCCUUUGUCCGGACAAGCUUGAGCCAUCUAUCCUGCAUUUUGACAAGCUGUGUCUUAUGAUGAACUAGGGGCUGGCAUCUUUUUGCCCCCCUUUCCAACUGGACCUGGGUCGUUUGUUUUGUUAAGAGGGGCAGGCCGUGUAGUCGCAUAUCAUUCUCGUAGUGUGGUUUAGAUUUAUCUCUGGCAGGUUGCAAGGAUAUACUAGCAAUGAUUUAUAUUAUAUCAGGAACAUAGAAUCAUGCUGCUGCAGGUCGUCAUUACUCUUUUCUCGUGUUAACUUGCCGAUAUUUAGGAUGAGGUUGAGGAGGUGGGAUAAUUUAUGUGCCUUGGAUUGAAGACUUUGUUUUUGAAAUUGGAAGUUUUGUGUAUUUAA
Molecule: messenger RNA, 3047 nt
Organism: Populus nigra (black poplar)
Lineage: Eukaryota; Viridiplantae; Streptophyta; Magnoliopsida; Malpighiales; Salicaceae
Product: peptidyl-prolyl cis-trans isomerase CYP95-like
Exons: 14
Coding region: 190-2649 (819 amino acids)
Biological process (GO): protein peptidyl-prolyl isomerization
Molecular function (GO): peptidyl-prolyl cis-trans isomerase activity
Source: RefSeq, a predicted model, not a curated record